AUGAACAAGAAUCCGUUUGUUCCCCAGCCAACUUACAACCCUCCGCAACCGCCUCUGCCACCUGGCCCACCACCUGCAGCACCCCCAGACUACUCUGCAUACUGGGCAGCAGUGGCAGCUUCUGCUCAACAGCAGCAAGCUCAACAACCGACUGCACCUGUUUACACGGCACCCUGGACUGCACCACAACCACAGAGGCCACCGCCGGAGCAAAGCGCCCUGUAUGCGAAUUAUGGGUAUGGCGGACAGAAUUUGCAUUGGCAACGUCAACAGCAGCAGCAGCAGCCCUACCAACAUGUACCUCCAGUUGCCCCCCCGCUUCCCCCGCCUCCCCAACCCCAACCUCAGUACAAUCCUUACCAUGCGUCCGCUUCGCAACCCCAUAUGGCCCCGCCACAAUCUUACUUUACACAACAGCAACCUCCACAACAACCACGGCCCAGCCACAGCAUCCAUCAUACACCACCGCAAAAUCUGCCUCCCGCCAAAAGACAGCGAUUCGACGGCCCUGCAGGUCCUCCACCCCCGCAACCCCAGUUCCAACCCUCACCUCCACCCUCCAACCCGGCGGGGGCAAGUCUGUACGGUCAUGGUCAAAAUCAGAACCAACAGGGCGCUAUCCAGCUACCACUUGGUGGUAAUAGGACUUCUAUGAGUAAUCGAGGUGGUGCCGGUCCAAUGGGCGGCCGAGGAGGAAACAUGUUCAUGAGUGGCGGAGCCGGCCGCGGCGGCGGUCAGCACGGUUCACUUCGUGGUCACGGCUCCAGAGGUGGUUUUGGCAAACAAGACUUCCACAACCGCAGAGGUGGGUCGUUCGGCGCUGGACACCAUCAGGGAAAUACGGGUAAUACCAGUUUCCGAGCUCGAGGUCAUGGCCAAGGUCGCAGUGGGCGACAGGAUGGAGCGGGCAGUCACACUGGAAAUCGUGACGCGCCGAUGGCUAACUUUGGCAGCAGUGACUUUAAGAUUAUCGGGCUUGAAAUGCCUGAGCUUGGAUGGACUUGGGGAGUGCUUCCCACCGCUGUCAAAGCAAAGGAAAAAGAAGUAGUUGCCACUCUCGUCGAAUCUUCACAUCCCGUUAAACAGGAAACAGUCGAAGCCGAUACUUCCCUUAGUGGGAAAACUACUGAGCUUGCACUCAAAAGCGAUAAUGCUUAUGUGCAAAGCGGAGAGUCAGCGACUGCGGAGGUCAAAGCUGAAGCUUCCAACGUAAUGCAUACUGCACCUCCGUCUCGCAUCCGCGUUUAUUUCCACACACCUGCGUCUGCGGAUGAUUCACAUCCCAUCCCACACAAUUGCCCUUCCGCGCUCCGUGUUGCACCAAUGGACUCCCGCAAAGGGAAGCGCAAGAAACUUGAGGAUGAUGAUGCUGAUGCUGAUGCUGAUGCUGAUGCUGAUGCUGAGGAGGGACGCGAGCGUCCGCCUGUACCACACAGCAGCCAGAUGAGCGAUGCGGCUAGCAAUGAAUUUGAUAGGGUGGGCAGGGCUAGCGUUGACCCUAGCGUUGCCGAAACUGCUAGUGAAGGCGACUGGCUAAUGGCCGCUAUUGCCGAGGACGAAGCUGAAGCUGCGCACGUUGAUACUCAUGGCGAUGAUGAAGACCAACUUUGCGUGAGCCAGGUUGAGGAAUCUCAGACUGCUGUCAUUGAAGCAAACGUUCUGAAUACCGAGGCUGGCAUUGCAGGCGAUGACGGUACUGGUCUUUCGUUGCCUUUGAUGCGUCCUGAGGUCAAUGAUAACAUGGCCGUUGGCAAAUAUGGGCUGCCAGGACCCCCUGAAGGAGAUUCUUUGCGUCCAAAUUCUGACGUUGUCCCCGCACAGCGGGACAUGGAUAUUGUCCUUGUUCUUCCUGAGGAGGAGGCCAAUGGCACCACUCCAGAAGCAACACAGCCCUCGGCUGUUGGUGGCGAGAGGGAUAAUCUGUUCAAUUCUCCUCUUGCCGAGUCGUCUCGUCUUGCUUCCCAGUCAAAUGCAUCCUUGAGUUCUUCAUUCGAUGUGUCAUCUAGUCGUGCUUCCACGCAGCCUGCUACUCAGUCUGAUAAACCUCGCUCUGCGACGGAGCAGUCUGCUGACCCUGCAGGACCCUAUCAGUUGCAAGUUCCCGACGUUCAUUCGAGACCCAAGCCACUACAAGCUUUUGCUUCGCUCGCGUCUACCACAAUAGACGAUGCUCAGGAUGGAGGCCUAUUUUCGCCAGAAGAAGAGGGUAUCCCCCAACAUGGCAGAGAUAACCAUUCUGCGAACGUGAUUCCAGAGGAUGAUAAAACCGUCGGUCGCGACAACGACCAAGAACACCUCCCAGAGCCACCUGCGUCGCCCUCGUCCAACACACUGUUAUCCACCUCUUCUGGUUCUGCUUGUGGCGACUCUGCCCAGAUACCGACCACUGUUGCGCCAACGCAAGGGCGAGUGCCAUCUGCGAACCGACUGUCGAUAUCGUAUGCAGCGGGGACCCGGCGUUUGGUUGUCGACGCUGAAGUUGUCCACUAUCUUCGCGUGUAUAGGGCUGAAGGCCGCAUCGAAGUGCUUAUGACACUCGAGAAGGAAGGUGAUGACAGCAUAAAGGGCGUUUCAAUCGAGGGGCUCUCCGAAGCAACGAAGUCGUGUUCUCUUUUACCAACGGUUUGCGAGGCUUCCGGUGCAGAUGAGACAAUCCCUCCGUUUUGGAAACACUCGUUACCGUUAAAAAUGAACUUGAUUGUCUACUUGGACACAGAACGACCAUUAUCUGAACCGAAGUGGGUCAAGUCGGGCGACGUGCAGGAGUGGCUAAAGAGUAUAUUUGGACGGAUGUUUUGGGUUGCUGGUGCAGCAGCCGAUGGAUGGGAGAAGAAAAUUGAAGUCACGGAUCCAGAUCCGGCUCCGACGAUAUGGACAGUACUGGAGGGAUGGGCCGUGAAUUCACCUGUAGGAGUGCAAACUGAGCGGCAACGCUUCCUCAAGACACAUAUGACCGAAGCAGAUAACCUACUCGAGAUACUGUUGAGGCUUGUGCGCGGAGAGCGUGCCACCCCUUUCUCGCAAUCCACACCUGCUAUAUCUGCGCCAAGUAUAUCUGGGCCACUCCUUGCCGCUCUCACUCAAUCAGCUGCACAUGGUGCACAGCAGACCCAUGUUUCCCUCGCCGUCCUCGCAAUCUUCCACAUGGCGGUCGACUUUGCCGAAAAGACGAAGGGAGACAAGGGAAAAGCAGAUGCGGAAGAAAGAAUGGGUGAAAUCAUUCGCUAUUUGAGCUUCAGAUAUCUUCUACUACGAUGGUACGUGGACAGGUCGAACGGAUUGUCCGUUCAGCAUGGUGACGAACUUGCGCAGUUUAGGAAUACCUACGACUCGGAUAAUACUGUCUUUUCACCCCAGGGCCGUCUUCAUCAGGUCGAAUAUGCCCUUGAGGCCGUCAAACAAGGAUCUGCAGCGGUCGGCCUGCGAUCAAAGACACACGCCAUCCUUUUGGCUCUGAAGCGCUCCACUGGAGAAUUGGCAUCGUACCAACAGAAGAUGUUCCGAAUAGACGACCACGUUGGUAUCGCUAUUGCUGGUCUGACGUCGGACGCACGAGUACUCAGCAACUUUAUGCGACAACAAGCUAUGAGUGAGCGCAUGGUCUUCAACAGGCCAAUGCCAGUCAACCGUCUCGUGUCCACUAUCGCUGACAAGGCACAAGUGAACACCCAAGAAUACGGUCGGCGACCUUACGGUGUCGGCUUCCUUGUCAUUGGACAGGACCAGUCCGGACCGCACCUCUUUGAAUUCUCGCCAUCCGGAAAUUCAUAUGAAUACAUCGCCAUGUCUAUCGGUGCGCGCAGUCAGAGUGCCAAGACUUAUCUCGAGAAGCAUUACAAGAGUUUUGAAGACUGUACUCUGGAAGAGCUCAUAAAACAUGGUCUCCAUGCACUCAGGGAGACCCUCCAGCAAGACAAGGAACUCAAUGCGAACAACACAUCCAUUGGUAUUAUUGGGCCCACCGGUUUGCAUGAAAAGCCGUUAUCUCCGCCAGGUAAAUUCCGCAUUAUCGAAGGUGAACCCGUUGCAGUAUACCUACAAAACAUGGAUCGGAAGGAGCCAGGUGAUGGAGCACCAGUAGCCCCUGCAACGGCAGACGAAGAUGUACAAAUGACCGGAUAG
Messenger RNA from Pisolithus orientalis, 4122 nucleotides. RefSeq lists its product as uncharacterized. Bases 1 to 4122 code for a protein of 1373 amino acids. Gene Ontology annotation, cellular component: proteasome core complex, alpha-subunit complex; nucleus; proteasome core complex. NCBI's taxonomy places the organism in Eukaryota, Fungi, Basidiomycota, Agaricomycetes, Boletales, Pisolithaceae. The record is from RefSeq and is a predicted model, not a curated record. Gene Ontology annotation, biological process: ubiquitin-dependent protein catabolic process. The transcript is spliced from 15 exons.